AGGUAUGCAAAAAUUAGGCUUGCGACUCCAUCUGGGAGAGGCCCAUUGCGGAAGACGGGGCUUUCACCAUUAUGUAGUCAAGCCUGAGAAGGGUGGCUCUCUUUUCUGUAUUAUUCCCCAUUUUUGUACACGCCAUUUUUCUGCCAAAAAAGGCAACCCACAGAGGGAAUUGAACAGCGCUCCUUUCGCAGAAGGGAGACAAACCAGCAGCUUCUUCAGCAAAGCGAGUUACAACUGUUCUGUCGAUGGAAAAGGAAGAAAUGAAAUAUUUUUUGAAAAAAUGGAAAAAAAAAAUAGCAAGACGUUCCAUUUGACGAAGCAAAGUGUGUCCAGUGAAAAAGCAGCCUCACGGGAUUCUGCAAAAGGGGGGCAAGUGGACGAAGCGGAAAAUGAGAGAAACGCGGGAAACGCGAAAAACGCGAAAAAUGCGAAGAACGCGAAAAACGCGGAAGAGGAGGCACUCCUCAAGGAUGGGGAUGAAAACAAAAUGGGCAGUCGAAAGGGGGAAAACCAAAAUUGUGACCCCCUCUCCCCAGUCAUAGACCUAGAACUGUCCGAAGUGUGGUCCAAAAAAACGCUCAUUCUAAAUUUCAAAAAUAGCGUAUUCGAAAUAAUUUUAAACAGACCAGAAAAGCUAAACGCAAUUAACAAAGACAUGAUUAAUGGAUUAUUCAAUAUUGUGAAAAGCCUAAACAACGAUGAUAGGUGUCACAUAAUUGUAAUUAAAAGCAGCAACACGACGUGCUUCUGCUCAGGUUCUGAUGUCAAGGGCAUUGUCCAAAAUAAAGAAAAGGGGAUGCAGCAUUUGAAGCAACUAUACAUGUACAUUCACUACUUAGGCAAAAUGAAAAAACCCGUCUUGUGCAUAUGGAAUGGGUAUACUAUGGGAGGAGGGUUAGGGAUUUCUAUGUAUGCAAAAUUUAGGAUAAUAAAUAAAAAGGCCAUAUUUGCCAUGCCGGAAAAUAAAAUUGGCUUUUUCCCCGAUGUCACUUGCUGCUACUUUUUUAACAAAUAUUUUGGAAGGAACAUUGGUCUCCAUCUAGGGUUGACUUCCCUACGAUUAAACGAAGUCGAUUUGGUUAACUAUAAAAUUUGCACCAACUAUAUCGAAGACGUCGAUGCACUCCUGAACGAAAUUUACAACAUUGGGAAGAAGGCAAACCAGAAUGAGUUCGAUGCGGAACUCGCCAGCGUUUUAGAUAAGUACCCGCCCAAAGUAACUACAGACACGGAACCGGUACUUACGCAAAAGUUGAUUAACAACAUUAACAAGUACUACAGUUUGGCUACUAGUCUAGACGAUCUUGUUAGCAGGUUGAAUAAGGAUCAGGAUAAUAACCCCUUUUGUCAAGAAACCCUUGAGGCUAUAAACCAGAACUGCUACUCCAGUUGUAACUUAUGGUUUGAAUAUUUCCUUUACAGUUACGAUAAACCGUUGGAGGAGGUGCUAGACAACGAUUUUAAAAUUACGCAGCAUUUUUUGUAUCACACUGAUACGUUUGAGAAGGGAGUAACUGAGCUGCUUGUGAAGAAAAAUAAAUCUUUCAAGUGGAGCUCCGCGCGGGAAUAUGGCGAUGUGCACGCGGGGCCAAGCGUUGAAGACAUUCUAACAAACAGCGGGGUGCUGUCCAUCCGGGGGGAAUUCACAUG
Messenger RNA from Plasmodium cynomolgi strain B, 1650 nucleotides. RefSeq names its product 3-hydroxyisobutyryl-coenzyme A hydrolase. Gene Ontology annotation, biological process: L-valine catabolic process. Gene Ontology annotation, molecular function: 3-hydroxyisobutyryl-CoA hydrolase activity. The annotation marks the transcript as partial. The transcript has a single exon. Lineage: Eukaryota; Apicomplexa; Aconoidasida; Haemosporida; Plasmodiidae. The record is from RefSeq and is a predicted model, not a curated record.